Molecule: messenger RNA, 474 nt
Organism: Penicillium egyptiacum
Lineage: Eukaryota; Fungi; Ascomycota; Eurotiomycetes; Eurotiales; Aspergillaceae
Source: the annotation of a GenBank genome assembly
AUGACUACCUUCUCGAAUAUCGAUACCGCUGCGAUUCCCAACCAGGGUGCCCACAAGGUUACCGGGGAAGACCCAAUUAUGCACAGUGGCCAUAAACUCGGUCUCAAGGUGAAUGAGGCUGACGAACGCGACGAAUACCACAUGAAGGCAUUCCCUAGCGGUACAGCCCCAGCAAGCAACUCCUACACCCCAGACCCUGUCCCCGAAGUCAGUGGCCUAGUCAACAAUCCCAACGAGGACGCGGAAGAAGGCACGUUCACAUCGGCUGGGGAUUCAUUGAUGGGAUCCACCUCGGGUGAUGUGAACCGUGGCCUAGGCAGACCGAUGCAGGGCCAGACAAACAUCGAGGUCAACCAUGACGGCCAGCACGGUCGCAAGAAGGACGAAACCCGCCUGGAAGGCGUUGGCGCCGAGGUACAAGAUCGUCGUAUUAAGCGACGAUUUGCGGACCAGCGCGGCCUCGACCGAGAAUAA